Molecule: messenger RNA, 4162 nt
Organism: Gambusia affinis (western mosquitofish)
Lineage: Eukaryota; Metazoa; Chordata; Actinopteri; Cyprinodontiformes; Poeciliidae
Gene: poc5
Product: POC5 centriolar protein homolog (Chlamydomonas)
Exons: 13
Coding region: 107-1750 (547 amino acids)
Cellular component (GO): centrosome
Source: RefSeq, a predicted model, not a curated record
GGAGUUGUAGAAGCAUAAGCCAAUCACUGAUGCUGUUGUUUGGGAGUCUGUUUAUUUGAAACGGCAAAGCAAGCACUUUCCAACUGACGACUCGUUUGAGAUCACGAUGUCAUCAGAGGAGGAUGAAGACACUCCUGUUCUCCCCAAAGACUCAGACCGGGGCAGCUCUGUGUCUUCUGAGCUUCAGGAUGAGUAUGAGGAGCUCUUUCGCUAUGCUGUUAUCACCCCCAAACAUAACCUGCUUUUUGUUGCUCAAGGUCAACGUUCCCAGAGAGCAGAUGAACCAAGCGAACAGCAUCUACAAGAUCCUGAAGCAGACGAGAGGCACUCCAUCAGAAGCACAAGAUUGUCAGAGGCCUCUCCUCAGGCUGAGAGGACAGCAGGUCCGUCGUCAAGCAAGACUUCAGUGCACUACGAUGCGCCAUCAGAGGAUCUUCAGGCAGCAUCCAAGUCUUCAGACAACCAGGAGUCCCAUGAUUGUGCUUUCACUGAGACGUUUACCUCUGACGAGAAUCUUAGCAAAAUGGAAAAUAUUCUGGACACGUGGAGCAACAACCUCAAGUCAAACGUCCUAACCGAGCUCCAGAAGUGGAAGUAUGCCUUCAUGGAGCAGCACAGGAAGGAGAUAAAGAAGGAGGGGGAAAAGCAUGCAGUCCAAAUUGCUGGACUGAAGUCAGAGCUCUACACGCUGAAAGGGCUGCUGCGCACCUACGAGACGUCCAACCAGAGAAAGGAUGAGGUGAUCAGGAAUCUGAGCCAGGUGUUGGAUAGACAGAAAGAGAAGCAGGAAAAGAUGAAAACCUUCACACACUGGAGACUCCAGCAUGCUGAGGCUAAAGAAGAGGCUCAUGCUGUUCAGGUGGCGCGGCAGCACUACAGUUUGCAGCUGAAGAGGAAGGUGUGGCAGAGCUGGCACGGCCUGAUCCAAAAGCACUGGAAGGCUAAGGUGGAGCGAGCGUGCCGUUCCAGGGCUGAGGAGGUCUGCUCCCACCUGUCCGCAGAAUACGAGGCCAAGCUGGCAGAGCAAUCUGAGGCUCUCGAGAAGGCUGAGGCAGAGAUUCAGAGGCUACACUUUGAGCGAGAGCGCUAUGAGGAGUCUAUGAAGAAAGCCUUCAUGAGGGGCGUCUGUGCCCUCAACAUGGAGGCUCUCAACAUGUUCCAGUCCACUGAAACACGGGCAGAGCAGCUACCCACGCAGGAACCACAUGAUCCAUCGCCUGGUCAGGACGAGCGCGGAUCAGCUACGUUGCCUAAGCAUCAGCCGUUUCCCACUACCUCGAAAAGGUUUAGUCCAGUCCACUUUGACCGCCUUGAACCUACACAAAUGGAAGCUGAUGUUAUGGUUGGCCUCAGAGUCUCCACCUCCCAGGAGGAGAGGCUUCCUUCCACCGCAGUUUUGCACAGCUCUCUCCCAGUAGGGGGCAUCACGAACACCCACAAACAGUCUGGUGCUCGGAUCGUGACAGCAGGUCAACAGAAAUCCUCAAAGACUGUGACGGCUCGCAUCACUGCGCGAUCUGAUGUCGGUAAGGUCCCACACGGCGGCCUCCAGGUGAUGGGAGUAGCUCCACCAAUGAGCUCUGUCGUAGUAGAACGCCAUCAUCCUAUUACACAGCUGACAGUUGGACAGGCGAUUGCUUCAAAGUUUCCUCGGCCGUUCCAGCAGAAUCAAACGUCUGCUGUAGGCAGAGCGUCAUCGCGAACACACACCAGCACAUGCAGUGUCCACUCAAUCAAGGAAGUGGAAUGAACACCCCUGGUGCAUUAAAUUUAGUGAUAGCAUUUAAUUUAUUUUACGCAAAAAUCCUCAUUUGUCUUUUAAACAUUCAUGUGAAGUUUGAUAUCCUACAACAGGUUUACCUCUGUGUUGUUUUUUUUUUUUUUUUAGUUGGCUUUCAUUUAUGUAAAGGCAUAGCAGAUAGAGUAGUAGAAAUGUUUUCUUAUAAUUUACAGUUUAGGGUUAUAAAUUGACUUUUACCUCAUCUCAGAUGUUUGCUUUUAAAUUAUGCACAUUAUGAACGAGGAUUUUAUUGCAUAAAAUCAUUUUUGUGCACCCAUUCAUGAUUUAGAAACAAUCUAGCAGCAAUGGUUGCUUACUUUCUUAAUGCAAAGUCAUAUUUUACUGAUCAGCAGCACAUUGCUAUUUUCUAAAUAAAUGCUUUUACCAAUAACUUAUUACAGAAAUCCAUGGUCGAUAAUUAUGUAAACAAAACUGAUCAUGAAAUGCAGCAACUCUUGCCGGUGUUCUCUGCCUCCGUCCGAAUCUUAUCUGCAAGACGAAAUAACAUUUGAUUGAACACUGUACACCGGCACAGAGCAAUGUUUACAUGCAUGCUGGUUUCUGUGACGAAACGUUGAAAGUACCAGCAGCCUUCCUGUUCCCAGUGAGGAUGAGUUCCUGGUAGAGUUGUUUGGAAGGAUUCGUCUGAGCGAGCUCCUCCCUGUGGAGCCAGAUCAGCAGCAUCCUGUGACCGUGCUCUCUAUAACUGUGCUGACCUGGGAACCAAACGACACAACAGCGUAGAGUCAGGAAAGCUGGUCAACCUGUUGAGACGUUUUGAAGCAAGAACCGUGAGUUCAGGUAUUAUGAUUACAGGGUUCCUGUACCGUCUGGCAGUUCAAUAAGUAGGAAAAAUAAGCUGAGUUUAUACAGCACUUUUCUAGUCAAGCUAGCCACUGAAAAUGAUUUACCCUAGAACUACAUUCACCCAGCUGCACUCGAACACAUCACAUUUAUAGACUGAUGCAGAUCAGUAGUUUACUAAGGCUUAAAAAGCCUUGUGUGAAAUCCUUUGUUCACCUGUCCAUCAGUUCCUCCAUUCACCUAUCCAUAAAUCUGUCAAUUUAUGCUGUUCUGCCUGUUAUCUUCCUACUUCCAGUGCAUCUCACCUUCAAUCCCUUCAUAGUCAUCUAACCACUGACUAUAACCUUCUCGCUGUUUGAUUAGUUCAUCUGUCUACUCAUUCAUCGGCCCACAUAUCCCAGUUUUUUCGUCUUUUUAUCCAAUCAGCUGUCAGUCAUUCACUCACUUCCUUACAUUUUGAGGGUUUUUUUCUGCUGCUUUAUUUAAAGUCUGACCUAGAAAUAUUAGACAAAUAUUAGUUUAGAAUAUUUUCUAUUUCUAUUUAAAGAUUAGCUAAAGAGCACUCUGGCUACGAGUCUGGAAAACGAUGGAAUUAUGAUGUGUUAAAAUGAUCAGGACUCCUGUUACAUCACGUCAUUUUAUAGUCAAUGCUCUGUGAAUUGAACUUGAAACUUGAACAGUGAUUACAUGAAAACUGAUUUUAGUUUUUAAAGUCCUGUGUGUUGGGUUUUGGUGGCACCUGUCCACUGAUCCUCAAUAGCAGCCACUUGCUCCUUAGUGAAGGCCCAGUUCUUUGCCAGUCUUUUCCAGUCUCCGGGCUUCAGGAGCUCGUACGCUAGGCGCCAGGCAGUAGAACGGAGCUGCUUGGUUUCAUUCCGGUGGUCAAGUUUAAACGUUAGCGGAUGCUCACUGUGAACGCUUUCAUUAAGCUCAGGGUUGGCCUGAAAGGGCAAAUAAAUCAUGUCAGAGGGCUGAUAAAGGCCAUCGGCCCCUGAAAACACAGCGCUGUGGGAAGAGAUUAUUGGCAAAGCACCAAAACAAAUGAUUAGCAAUAUGAAUGUCAGAGCUGAGCAUGUCUGCAAUCAAUAAUGUUGGUGAAUCAUGCAUAUCUUUAAUUACAUUUGUGGUAAAUUGCCUGUCAAAUGUUUCUUUUUUUUUCAUCUGGGAUCCUUUGAUGUUAUUAGAGGGAAUGCAGCUAAUUGAGGAUAUGUUGGUGCCAAAUAAAUCAUUUCUGAUGAAUUUCAAGCCCUGAAGAUGACAUGGAGCUCAUAUAAACACUACAACCGCAUCAGCUAACAUGCAUAUUUGGAUUUUUUUUUUCCCCUCACCUUUCUCCAGUUGUAGUAUCUUUCUGCUUUAAUGAUCAUGUCCACAAUGAUCACCUCAUUUGCUCUGGCUGCCACACCCAGUGCAGUUUUACCCUGCUACUCCAAGUCCAGCACAGAAAAUGAGAUUGAUAAAGUAAAUCAGAAUAGCGACAUUAGUUAUGUCAUUUCAGACACCGUUUUCUUUAUUUUGGUGUACUUUGCUUGUGCUGUGACAUAAAUGCACUAUACGUCAGACUGUCUUAAGGUGAUU